Molecule: messenger RNA, 2396 nt
Organism: Prunus avium (sweet cherry)
Lineage: Eukaryota; Viridiplantae; Streptophyta; Magnoliopsida; Rosales; Rosaceae
Source: RefSeq, a predicted model, not a curated record
UUGGGUUCCAGCUGCCAAAUCCAGUGGUCAUUUUCCAAACCCUCCAGCAAUUCUGCCUGCACAUCAAGCUUCUAGCCCGGCCGCAACAACCCCAGCUCCUCCAGCAGUGAAAACUCCAGCUCCUCCAGCCGUCAAAACUCUAGCUCCUCCAGUCGUGUUCACGCAAACCCCAAAGCUCCAAAACCCUGCUGCCUAGCUUCAUCCAGCCGCCAAGUCUCAACAGUCCAGCCGCCUUCAAGCCUUCAGCCCCGCUCGAAACAAAAGCCCGGCCUCAGUCCAGCCACACUUCGAACAAAGCCCAACCGUAUUCGAACUAGGCCCGGCCAAAACACUCCAGCAAACCUGGCCCCUAUACUCAGCAGACUCGACCGCUCCGGACUCAGCCCAGCUCCAUCUUGCCGUAACUCUGCAGAAAAAUCCCGGCCGUGACUCCACCAAAAUUGGGCCGCAUCUCCAGCUACAAAACUAGGCUGCAUUUUUAGCUACAAAACUGGGCCGUAUUUUUCAAACAAGCUUGAACACAGCCCGGCACAUCUUCCCAGCCACGUAGUCCGGCCGUAUUCAAGUCUCAUAUCCCUUUUGAGCUUCCAGCCACGGCUCAGCCACAAGAACUUUAGCCACACUAGAAUUUAAUAUGGCCGCUUGUAUUUCGUAAGUUGCCCAGGUUGGGUGAAUUUUCACCACCCCAAAACAUUGCCCCCUCAACUUGCUUAGCUCAGAUUGGUGUAGAGGAUGGAAUCCAUUCCAAAUGAUAGUGCCCAAUUUUUUGAAGCUAUGAAAGUGGCUGUGGACAAAGAUUUGGGCAAGCAAGUAUUCGCCUACUUCCUCAAUGCCUUUCCCAACUCCGCCCAAUAUAUUCUCGGCCCAUUUUUCUCCACCUCUCCGGAGGAGGUGGCGAAGGUGUGGGUGACGCAGCGAGAAAUGGCCCAACUUAUUUCUCAAACUUCACAUGGGCAACCGUUUGGGAGAGCUCCAAGCCAUUCAGAGGUUGGCCGACGGGAAAUUUGAUUGGUAUCAUUGGUUCAAAAUUUUAGAACCAAAAUUGAAGGAUCAUUGGAAGAAGAUCAGAAUAUAUGAUAUGUUGCGCCUAUGUGCGGGAAGCUCAUUUCCUUGCGACCGGUCUCUCGUCAUCGUGGCACUAUGCUUUUGGUCUUUAUCCACCAAUUGCAUGAGGCUCCGUUUCGGGAUGAUGACACCCAACUUGCUAGACUUGGCCACUAUCGCCGGCCUUCUCCCUCAUGGAGAUGAUUUCUCGGCCGCCAACCUUUCAGAAGCCAAGGUGGGCUUAGAUUUCCACAAGUCAAACAAGACUUCUGGGAGUUGGGUGAAGACUUAUAUUGGCCAUGGCUGUGAGCCCACCGACCCCCCUUCCAUCAAUGGUGUAUCCUACACUGAGCAUGUGGCUUUUCUUGUGAUGUGGUUGUGCAAGUUCUUAGCGUGCCCAAAAUCCGAUGGGAUUACUAAGGAAUUCCAAGCCUUGGCGGAAGUACGUGUGGAUGGCCAUCAAGUGGCCAUGGGCCCUAUCUUUCUUGCCUAUCUUUAUAGAGGGCUCUACGAGGUAACCACUAAACUCAUGGAUUAUCAUGCUUCUAGCCCUAUAUGCACUACUACGUUUUACUAUUUCCGCGACGAAGUAAAAAUCGUCGAACAUAAGACCAUAGCGUGACGGACAAGCAUAUGCGUAGCGUAAAAGAGAGCGACGAACAAACUUCGUCGCACAAAACAUCUUAGCGCGACAGCGAAGACGACCGUCGCGUAAAACUAGGGGAAAAAACCGCGAACUAAUAUUAUGGUGCCAAAUUCUUGCGCCACAACUAAGGUUGUCGCAAAUGAGAUCUUUGCGCGACAAUUUCCUUAUCCGUCGUGCAAAAAGGUGGAGGGAAAAUAAAGCAGCUAUGGCGCGAAUAUGUUGCGAUGAGAAAGGACGUCGUCGCGUAAGAAAAACGCGCUAAAGAUGACUUUUGCGCGACGAGUUUGGCAUUUGCGCGACUACAGUUUGAGCGACGAAACAAGUUAAUCGUCGCGGAUAAUCGUUGUUGGCAGAGUGGUGUUUGCGUGACGAUAAAAAAAGUAUGCGCGACGAAAAAGUUUAAUGCGACGAGAAAUGGAUUCGUCGCGUAUAAUCGUUGUCGGCAGAGUGGUGUUUGCGCGACGAUAAAAAAGCAUGCCCGGCGAAAUAGUUUAGUGCGACGAGAAAUAUAUUCGUCGUGCAAAAGUCUCAAACUUUGCGCCACAGCAUAGAGGCUUAAUGCGACGAAUAUUUUUUCGUCGCGCAAAUGUUGACAUUUUUGCGCAACAAUAAUUACUUUUGUGCGACGAAUAUUGUUCGUCGCGCAAAAAAGUUCAUCUACUACAUUAUCGGGUUCAGCCAUGGCAGAGGCAAACUGCAAAAAGAA